Molecule: messenger RNA, 4342 nt
Organism: Cantharellus anzutake
Lineage: Eukaryota; Fungi; Basidiomycota; Agaricomycetes; Cantharellales; Hydnaceae
Product: mediator complex subunit MED14-domain-containing protein
Exons: 19
Coding region: 218-4045 (1275 amino acids)
Biological process (GO): regulation of transcription by RNA polymerase II
Cellular component (GO): mediator complex; core mediator complex
Molecular function (GO): transcription coregulator activity
Source: RefSeq, a predicted model, not a curated record
GAAGAUUGCUCAUCUUUAUUGACGGGCUUCGUUGCUUCAACCUUUGCUCGUGCUCGUUCGUCCCUCAUUCACUCACACGCUUGAGUCUUGGAGGAAGCGCUGGCCACGUUGAGGGUAUCUUUGGCUCCCUCCCUUCCUCGCUCGCAGCCUCAGUCAAAGGCGCUCUCCUUGUUCAUACUAUUUCACUUGAAAAUCUGGGUCCUUCGUGACCUAUCCUAUGAACUUCGCCAAACACGCAUCUUCAAAUGGUCACUCCGCCGCCACUGCUGCUGCUAUCAGCAAUAAUACCAACAUUUCUUCAAAAAACCUCAGGUCUGCUUCAACUGCUGCCAUGACAGCUAUGACGCCCGGCACUGGCGGCGCAAGUGGCCAUGUUGCCUCAGCAGGGCCACAAGGAGGAGGGCAUCAUCAUACUCACCAACCACAACAACAGAAGUCCGUAAAGCUUGUCAUUCGGCCUAAAGCCCCUGGUACAACAGUGAAAGCCUCGACAGGAGGAGCCGGAGGUCCGUCGAGUGCUCAGCCUGUGGGAACGCCUUUGGAAGUGUUAGAACAAGAACUCCCUCCGCGGGCAUUUGCAGAUCAAAUCCCAUUGGGUUCUAUCAUUGAUCGUCUCGUUCAAGAUGCCUAUGCCAGGCUAAUCGAGCUCAGCGAUACGCUGCCCGGGACGCCUCCGCAAAAUCGUGCACGAGAAGUUGAUCAUUAUGCCGUGGAGACAAGGAAACAGUUCAUGAAAGCGUAUGUUCUAUCGCAAUGGGCAAAAGUGGCGGACGAUGUCGAGACUGCUAUGGCAAUCACGGCGUAUAUAAUGGCGCAUAAUCAUCAGCUGGAUACAGUCGUGCAAGCUCUCGUAGAUACCCGAAAAUCUCUGUCCCAAGCCCGACUUCGUAAUCCCGAUAUUUCAACAGCGCUUACUGUCCUCACCCUCCCACCUGAUCAACAGAAGUCUCUCCUGCCGACAAUCAUUAAAGACACAUUCACCGUUGAGAAACCCCUUACCGUGACACAAGUGCGGAGUGCAUUACUUGACAUGAACCAUGCGCUGCGCGAGCGGUUACGAAUGUGGGAGAUAAUACCUCUCGAGUGGUCGAAUUAUCGAAUAGAUAAUGGACGUGUAUAUUUCGUUGCAGAGAAUCUGUUCACAGCGUCUUUUGGUCUGACAGGAAGCGAAGCCGUCGAUACAUGGUUCAUCAUCGACAUGAAGUUUCUCAUUGGCGCUGGAAAUGCUCUGACUGAGAAGAUAGCCUCGACGUUUCCACAAGAGCCACCACCGCAUUUAUGGGCUCAGAUAUUACCAGGCAUCAAUGCGCAACUUAUGCUAAAUGCUCAGCCUCCGUCAGCACCUGGAGCAGUACCGUCAGAGAGUGAAUCAGUAGCAGCUAAAGAGGAAGAAUCGCGGCCUGCCGCUGUUACUGCCACCGAGAAACCCCCGAAUGAAAGGAGUAGGGGUAGUGAAGAAGUGGUGGUGGAUGCCCCCCUUGUCCGAGCAUUUAACUUGCUUCAGAUGCUUUCGCUAACGUAUGAGUUAGAGAUUUUACUACACCAGGCUGAGCAAUUGCGAAACCUUGGAUGGAGAGAUUAUCUCAAUAUUGAUCUAAGUCAGGAUCGAAGAAAAUUUGUCCUUCGAUACUGGUUACGUACAACCCCCUUCCCCCAAUACCGGCACCCAAAGGCCCCCCCUCAACAACAACAGCAGACACCACCCUCUUCGCCGCCGAUGUAUGGUGGAGUGGUCACGAUCUCCAUUUCCAAUACCCCUUCCUCAUCUAUCCCGAACACUCUCCUUCAAUAUUCGAAUCCCCAUGUCCUCGAACUUGCGAGAACCUUGGAAGAACGAUGCAUGCUGGAGGCAUUGCGAUCAUCGUCGUCGUCGUCGACAUGGCUGGGAGGGUCGUCCGGCACGACAGCAAGUGACCAUGGCACCAAGGCCUUUAUACCAAGCGACCGGGUAGAACGGGUUGCGCUUACAGUACGGUGGGAGUCCGCGAUUGGUGCAUUGGCGAUAAGGAUUCCACCUUUCUUUCUCGAGUCUGAAUCGGAACAUAUCACAGUCGAUGCAACCAACUUGGAUUGUGAAUCUAUCAUCAAAUCUGCUGCGCGGAAGCAUGCCAGAGCGAUUUUGCGGUUUUUCCAGUUCCAGAUUCAGAAUGGUCCAUGGAGGAGAUUCGUGAUUGACCGAGAGGAAGCUGUCUUAGUGGACGACGACGAGACUCCAACUUUGAAAUUGACGCUAUUCAAGGGGCGAGUCCUGCACAUCUCGAUUGACCUCCGGACAGGGCGUUUCGUUUUUCGAGAUUCGGGUGAUUUGGCGGCCUGGGAACGGGGCUACAAGUUCGGACAGUUCGCUGAAGUAGUGAAUGCAAAUCCGUCCGCGAUGCUUGAAGUCAUAACACGUUUACGUUUCAAUGCCAUUACGGAGACGAUUGAGCAGCAGGUUAAGUACCUCGGGCUUCAGUCAAGUCGCCAGCCAGGCUUUGCACGUAAUGAGAUGCUGAAGCUGUCUUCGGGCGCUGCUUUCCAUGUUUUCAUCAAAUUGACGAACUUCCCCUCUCAUUAUAUCGUCAUCGUCGUGUCGGAAGAAGGUUGCAAAUAUGCUCUGAUCGACACGAGAUUGGAGAUAGUAGAGAACAGAGAACGGCUUGUUAUCGCCGACCUUGGAUGGCUGGACCCGGAGAAACUUGGACUCGGACCGGUUCCAAAUGAUUUUACUGUUCGCGCUGAUGUGCUUCAGGAACUCUAUGCGUUCGGGUGUGCGAGGGUUUCGCAUACACGGAUCGAGCAGCAGCUGAAAUCCCGGGGGAUACCUUAUAUGCCGAUAUUUCCGAAGAUUUUACCACCUGAUCCUGAAUCGAUGGAGGUGCAUCGUCAUCGAGCUGUGCCUGUCAUCCGAGUUACAGCACGGGAUAUGUGGCCGACGCCUGGUUCGAGAGGGCCUGAGGUGUCAAUGGCUAAUAUCAAGAUUUCUGUGAUGAACUGGUGGACAUCAAACAAGGCGAAGGUUAUCACCGAAGUUAAGCUGCGAUCACCCCCUCCACUGGCCUUCAACACGUCUAGACACAGACCGUCGACAGUGUCUGGGCCAGGCUUAAGUCCUGGUUCACUGGUGUCGUACGAUCCACGGAGUUCCGUCCUGUCUUUUGUCUCUGGCGAAGCAGACAAUGCUAUAGAUGAAUUUUUGUCGGAAUGGGAUCGCGUGGAAAAGACCCUUGCCAUUGCUCGACAUGUCGCCGAGAUGAGCCGACAGAAGGAGUACGAAGAUGUCCAAUUGCUAUCAUUCAACCUCCUGGCUAUCGAGUUCACGUACCAUUCCGAUUACGUUGGCCUCAUCGAAUACAACCCUCCCUCACUCUUACCCGAACCCGGGGCUGCGCCGUGCACCUUCAAAGUAUCCUUUUCUCGCUUAUCCCCUCUCCCUUCUCGCUCGCACGGGUCACGCGGGGACGCAGUUCGCCUUGCACCAACUGAUAAUCCGCAUCAACAACUCGAACCAUAUCUAGCUCCGCGUAUUAUUGAAGGCGAUCAAGAGCUGACAAGGAGCGCGGUUCAGGAGUUCGUAAUCCUUCUGCGUUCUACGUUGCCCCUGCUACUAGAGCUGGAAAGCAUCAAGGAUGAAUGCAACGUUUCUCGCCUCGCACAUCCGUCUUCCCCCCUCGUCACUGUCGUUCUGAAAGGUGCUGCAUGGUUUAGAAUCAUGUAUAACAUGAUUCACGCCCUUGACAUCCGAAUGCUGGCAGGUGGUCACGUUGCUCUCCUCGAUGCCUCGUUUUCCUUCUACUCUCCAACCGCCUAUAAUGCCGACCUCUCCUCAAAGUCCUCUUCCGCUCUCCGGCCUAUCCCUAAACUCGGUCGUCUAGUAGAUGACGUCAUUAGUACUCUCUCUAAGGACUAUGCUACUCGAAUGCGCUUGUCUAACAAUGGAACCGAUCGAUUGCCUGUCAUUUUCAAUGUCGGUUCCGGUCUUCGCUGUGGGAACGCAUUGGCUCGCAUCGCCCUACAUCACUUACAUUCGACCAUCCUUGAGGCACUCCAUGAGGGAUCGUCCUAACUCAUAUCAUUCAAGUAUCGCCAUAUGCACGAAAUUGUCCACAUUCUCAUCACCGUUCGCAUUUUUCGUAUGACAUCAGCAUGAAACCAUACCAUUCUCACUCUGUAUCUUUAUUCAACUUUGCACUUGGGUAUCCGUUCAAUGAGUUACAUGCAAAUUAUUUCGUUGUUCCAGAGUUACAUUCGCUUUCACAUACACCCAACACUCGCUUGCGCUUCAGUACUGCCAUUAAUUGUCCAAAAUUCGUGCCAUGUCUUUAUAUGAUAUGAUCUACGAAUAAAUCGUACUAUACUCAUG